AUGAUUCCUUUUUCACUAACGGAUGACGUUAUUAUUACAACCAAUACCAAUUUGUCAAGGACUUUUACAGAAACAGUUGAGGAGUUUGUAGAUUUGUGUCCAGUUUGUAGAUUGCUCUUCCUGCCAGGAACUAUCUACAAACAGUGGAAUGAAGCUGCAAAGUUUGCACGUUCUAAAUAUUUAGUAUUUCUUGAUGCUAGGAUUUCGUUUUCCAACAAUUCUCUCCAGGCGAUGAUCAGAUGUCUACAAGGGGGAGAUAACAACACAGUUGUGUCGCCACAGUUGCGUUUGAGGUAUGCCGAUGGAAGGGGACAUAAUGUAGGGUUGUCUAUAAACGAAAUCUCCUGGGAUCUGGGGGUCAGUCGUGGGGCGGUCAGCUAUCAGCUCCUUCAGACUGCUCACAAGUUUGGGGACGGUUGUGUGAACCAAACUGCGAUUUUCAAGGAAGUUUUUGGGAUCAGGAAGCGGUUUUUUGCUGAUCUUGGUGGGUUCGACAUCCUGACUGAUGCAUCUGGAGGUGAACACGUCACGUUUUCGUUAAAAGUUUUAAGUUGUCAUGGAAACAUCGUGACUUCUUUAUGCUCCACAGCCUAUUUAACCAUCGCUAACAACGCUGGACGAUUAGACAAUAGAAAAUCACCUAAGUCUUCUGUUCUUGAAGAUUACCACAACCCGACUUUCGACACCAACCACACAAGCAUUUUAGCGUAUUACAUCGCAGGCAGCAAGCCUUGGCUGGACACCUUCUCGACAAAAUACUACACCUGCGCGCUGAGUAGGCGAAUUCCCGCCAACAUCCAAACAACACUGUUCAGGAAACCUAGCAGAUUUACUCAAACAUCAAUAUCAAACCGAAUGACGUUUGAUUUGAAUCGGUAUUUGAAUUCCCGCUACGGUUAUUACGGAUACAACUUUAAACAGAGCCUGAUGAAAUCAAAAUGCCAGGUUGGCCAUUUCCGCUACAUAAUUACUCAACGACAGCGUCAGAUGCGGCCUCCAACCAAAUUCGCAACUUUUUAUGGGUACAUUAGAACUUUAGACGGCAUGUAUGCCUUUGGACGACCUGUUGAAAUCCCGGGUUCCGAUACAGAACUACCAGAACUAGGCGUACAUUUUCAGAAACAAAUCGCUCUCAUUCCAGAACAGGGUACAUUUAUUCUCACGCGGAACACUUCUUUAUGGAUCGGUCCAUUUUCAUUCACAAACGGUGCGUUUAUAUACAAUAAUAUUUGGUGUCUUACUGUAAGCACCAGUUUCUCCCUGACGCUACAAAAAUGCCUCAAAGGGGAUGCCAAUCAGUUAUUUACAUUUUCUAAUAAUAUCAUUACCCUUUUGGGAUUGCCCGCAAACUGUGUAGGGGCCAGAAGAUCCUCAAAUGUUUCUAGUGAAAUUGUAUUGUCCUCGUGUUCGGAUCAAAACAGGUUAAGACAUUUUAAACUUGAUAUUGAAUUUUUUGAAAAAUGUAUAAAGUGA
Candidula unifasciata is the source of this 1473-nucleotide messenger RNA. NCBI's taxonomy places the organism in Eukaryota, Metazoa, Mollusca, Gastropoda, Stylommatophora, Geomitridae. The record is from the annotation of a GenBank genome assembly.